AUGGCCGACUUAUCAGAAGAAGAGCGAAAAGCUUACGAGGAACAAUAUACACAAGGACUGCGAAAAAUGAGAGAUUUUCGAAUCUACACAAAAGACUUUGUGGAAGAAGUCGAAUUCAUAAGCAACGUCUGGCCAGAGAAAGUGGUGUUGCUUGAGCACAAAAUACCCGAACACUGCAAGCGGCUUGACGGAAUGAAGACCCUGUUCGAUCAACGCAUGUGGGACGGUGCAGAAGAGCGAAAAGACGACAUCGGCCGGAAAGUGCGAGAUAUGCGGACGCUUAUGCAAGAACUGGAGAACACUCUGAAGAUUCAUUUUCGAACAGCUUAUGACCGCUACUAUUUCACAUUGAUGAACACCUCAUUUUAG
Messenger RNA from Oikopleura dioica, 369 nucleotides. The record is from the annotation of a GenBank genome assembly. NCBI's taxonomy places the organism in Eukaryota, Metazoa, Chordata, Appendicularia, Copelata, Oikopleuridae.